Tachyglossus aculeatus (Australian echidna) is the source of this 1140-nucleotide messenger RNA. It is a transcript of the gene AICDA, whose product is annotated as activation induced cytidine deaminase. Gene Ontology annotation, biological process: cytidine to uridine editing; negative regulation of single stranded viral RNA replication via double stranded DNA intermediate; DNA cytosine deamination. The transcript is spliced from 9 exons. The record is from RefSeq and is a predicted model, not a curated record. Lineage: Eukaryota; Metazoa; Chordata; Mammalia; Monotremata; Tachyglossidae. Gene Ontology annotation, molecular function: cytidine deaminase activity; zinc ion binding; RNA binding. Gene Ontology annotation, cellular component: cytoplasm; nucleus; P-body. The coding region runs from base 1 to 1140 and encodes 379 amino acids.
AUGGCCCCCACCACCCCGGCUGGUCGUCUGGGGGCUGUGGGUGGAGAGGAGAUGCAGCAGCAGCAGAAGCAGCAGCAGACCAGGACACAGCUCCCCUGCAGCAGUGAAUACAUGAAAGCAGUGAUAGCAGUGAAUGAUUCCACAGUAGCAGCAAAUCGGAGAAAAUGCCUCUUGCUCAUUUUCUUCUCCCUUCACCAAUGCCCAAAAAGGGAGCCCAGCAGCCCAGCAGCCCAGCAGCCCUGCAGCCUGGCUGGCCCAGACCUCCUAGUGGUGGCAUCCAAGGGGCUGGUGGUUGCGGGCAUACGAGGCGGAUCUAACGUGGACCAUCAAACACUCCUGAGUCUCCCCAGGAAGCCCCAGGGGACCCCAGGUGCAAACACAAGCAGGUUUGAAAGCCUCUUGGAGAGGGAAAAGGUCAGAACCAGUAAGGGCUCCGCAAGAGCCAUCUUGGCGGCGAGUCCAGCUGGUCAGUCAGUAGUGGGAGGAAGCAGAACCAAUGCCUUUGGCUCUGAGGUGGUCACUUCCUGCCCUCUCCUCCCUGCUGUCUGCAGCCUCCUGAUGAAUCAGAAGAAGUUCCUUUAUCACUUCAAAAAUGUACGCUGGGCCAAGGGCCGGCAUGAAACCUACCUGUGUUAUGUGGUGAAGCGGAGGGACAGUGCUACCUCCUUCUCACUGGACUUCGGCCACCUCCGAAACAAGUCGGGCUGCCACGUGGAGCUGCUCUUCCUCCGCUACAUCUCUGACUGGGACCUGGACCCGGGCCGCUGCUACCGGGUCACGUGGUUCACGUCCUGGAGCCCCUGCUACGACUGCGCCCGCCACGUGGCCGAGUUCCUGCGCGGGAACCCUAACCUGAGCCUGCGCAUCUUUGCCGCCCGCCUCUACUUCUGCGAGGAUCGCAUGGCCGAGCCGGAGGGGCUGCGGCGACUCCACCGGGCCGGGGUGCAGAUCGCCAUCAUGACCUUCAAAGAUUACUUCUAUUGUUGGAAUACUUUUGUGGAAAACCGAGAGCGGACAUUCAAGGCCUGGGAGGGGCUGCAUGAGAAUUCAGUCCGCCUGUCCAGAAGGCUCCGGCGCAUCCUUUUGCCGCUGUAUGAAGUGGAUGAUUUAAGAGACGCCUUCCGCACGUUGGGACUCUGA